AGAGUGCAGAAAGAGCUAAAACAGCUGAAGUCCCUUAAACCUCAUGGCAUUGAAGUGAGCAUUCCUUCUGACAGCCUUCAGGUUUGGGAAGCUAUCGUACCGGGGCCUGACGACUCUCCAUACAAAGGUACUUGUAUCUUGAUAAAGCACAAUGUCAGGGGAUUGAUCCAUGCUUUUUAUCUUCCCCAUGCUUUCCUCUGUAUUACUCAGGGCAAAGUAUUUAUCCAUCUAACACAACAAUAUGACUCUUUGAAGGGUUGUCUUGUAGUGCAUGAGUUAGUGAUCGUUACUCAACCAAUAGGCCACUUCCGAGUUCCAAAACCCUCACUUUCAAAAUGAGGCUAGGUGCACAACCUUUCUUGUGAAAAUGAGUUUUAUUUGCAUGAGAAUGAAAAAUGAUUUCCAUAUCAAAGGCUGAGCACCUACCCUCGUUUUGAAACAGAGGCCAGGGGAACUCGGAAAUGGCCAAUAGUUUGAAUCAUUAGGUUCACCGGGAGCGUGCUCUAAGUCAAAUGAUUAUAUAAUUAUAACUCUAAGGAUUCAUCAUACUUUGAUGUUUCUAGUAGAGUUACUGUCAACCUUUCAUUGGUAGGCAGCAUAUAAAUAUAAACUUGCUUCCUGUAAAUAUUACUGCAACUGUAUGUUAUUUCCAGGUGGGCGGUUCAAAGUUCAAGUGUAUUUACCGUAUCCUUUAGCAAACUAUCAGUUAUAUUAAACUUUUAACAGAGUGGCGAGUUACAGCAGGUAACAAAAAUCAAUGCGCCUUUUCUCUCUGGGACCCCUCCAUAAAAUAUAUAGCCUUAGAAGUUUAUAACGUAACCUUAUACGCCGUGUAUAAUGAAGGUUACUCUCUCUUUUCAAUAGUCUUCUUAGUCUUUUCCAAAAGAGCGAUGAACGACAAUAGCUCAAGCCAGGAAUAACGAAUUCCCUUUUUCCAACCAACACGGUCAAGCUUCCAGGAGCCGAUUUUCGGCUUGGCCAUAUUUGAUCAGUAAUAUAAUCGACAAUAUUUGCGCAUUGUCCCAAUGGUUCCCUAAGGAAAGAGAUCAAGCGAAGGAAAUCUUGUGCAAGAAACUAAGCCACUGGCUUGUUCCCGGGCGCCCCUUUCGCGCGGGUGUCACUGGGAUGCAUGCAAGUGCAUUGUACUCUCUGCGCCUCUGGAGAACAGAAAAGUCUACCUGUUGACGAGAGGCAAUAUAACAUUAAGUUAGUAUCGGUUUUAAAAGAUGGCGCAAACUUUCUUAGCCAGUCAAAUUGCAAUGCGCAAGCCCAAAACUGUCCAAUUUACUUAGGACACUUAAUUGCAAAAUACAAAAACUAAAAUCGUGAAUGGUCUUGGACGACUUACACACCUUAGAUCUAUCCGAUCUAUGUUCAUCUAUCGUUCUUAUCCUUGACCUUAUGUCUCUAUUCAGUGAGAACUAUCCUCUAGGAUAUCCAACGGUAAGCUUGAAAUAACUGGAAAGUUGUUUACAGCAGGAUACCGGGGAACGAACACGAUAUUAUGUUACGUUCAGAUUUGAAACGACACCUCAGUGAAGUAUAAUCAACAUAUCUGACGCGAGAGCAAGGUACCAGGCGAACAAUCUACGUCUCCUUUGCUCUCCCGCUCAGUCUCUGGGCGCGCCAUCGCUUACCCUUUUACAUCAGAAAUGUUGCGAAUAAAUUUGACAGGUGGUUUAGUUCAUUCUGAAAUAUUACAAGGGAUUACAUUUGUUAGGUGUAACCUCAUCAUUGAAGCAAGUUUCAAAAAUAAGUAUACUUUCCUCAUGCCUGCAGGGAAAAGCAAAGGGAAGAAUCAUGACUUUUCACCUAUUUUCAUAUUAGAUGAGGGGGAGGGUAUGCACGACUUCAGGAAAGUUAGGAAUAAAAUCAUUUUUUAGUUACGCUUACAAAACGGAAUUCUUUCAUCUUUCCAAGACUUUUUUUUUAAUCAAACUUUGAUUUGCCUUAGUAUCCCUGUCAUUAUGAGUCUUCUAGAGAUAGAAUUUUGUUGUAUUUGAUUUCACUUUAGGUUUGUUUUCUGUCUCCAAUAUAUCACUUGAACGUAAGUCCGUCAACUGGUCACGUGUGCCUGGGCUUCCUUUCAGAGGAAAACUGGUUACCAACUCGCUGCGUUCGAGAUGUGUUGAGUGCUGUGUUCUCUUUGCUCAUCAAACCCGAGCCGGAGAAUUCCGCUGAACAGGCGCUACUACAGGCAUAUAAUCACAACAGGGCGUCUUAUGAGGAGAAGGCCCGAAGAAGCGCAAAGAGCUUUCGAUGA
Molecule: messenger RNA, 2263 nt
Organism: Porites evermanni
Lineage: Eukaryota; Metazoa; Cnidaria; Anthozoa; Scleractinia; Poritidae
Source: the annotation of a GenBank genome assembly